CAUGCAGAAAGUGAGAAAACAGGCAUGUGACUUACAGUGAUGGUAGCCCUGAUGGAUUAUCAUUGAAAAGUAAUCCUUGGAUCUGACACAAUGACUGUGAAUGUUAAUAUCUCAAACUUGUACAUUCCACUGUACAAUUCAGAACACACAGGUCCAAAACUGGAUGCAACCCUCAUCCUUCUUGAGAAACAGGAAAUGCCAGCUGUGAAGCCAGAGGCUCAACCUGGAAGGGGAAUACGUUCUAUGCUUCCUUAAUCAAAUGCAAGAAAAGUUCCUACUGGAGGAAUGAGGUUUGGUCUGUGCCAACAACAGUGGCAGCACAACCUGAAAGGAGAAGGAAGAGACACAAACUGGAUUCUGCCCUUUCCCACAUCAUCCAGUACCCACUGUGACAGACCUGGCAGAAUCGUCUAUGCUACAUUGUGUGAAACAAAAUUUUUGGUGCUUGAGGAACUCAAACACAGACCAAUGCAAAAACCCACCACAUGUUUAUAACAGCUCGUCAGACUUUAAGUUCACUGGAGACGACAAAUCAGACUGUACUUUAUUAAUCCACAAUGUACAGUUAAAUUAUUCUGGAGUUUACAGAUUCAGAUUUAUUACUGAUAAGGACAAAUACACAGGUGAACCUGGAGUGACUCUACAAGUUACAGAUUUAAAGGUGUCACUAAUCAGACUCAGUGGAAACGGAACCCUUAAACAAGGAGACUCCUUAAAUCUGACGUGUGAUGUGAGCUGCACAAACACUUCCUCACAGUUUGUGUGGUCUAAGAACAACCAGCGUUUAUAUACAUCAGGACCCGUUCUUCACUUUCCUGCUCUAACCCUGAGGGAUUCUGGGGAUUACACCUGCACUUGGGGAACCGGUGAGACGUCAGGAUCUGAAACCAUCAGCCUUCACGUGGAGGACUUAGGUUUGGACACCAUACUAAAAUUCUGUGAACUAGAAGCUCUUCGUCCUCCUCCUCCUCCACUUUCUCCUCCUUCUCCUCUGUUGGCCAACAGAUACUUGAUUUAUAAGAGACUUGGUAGAGGAAGUUUCGGCACUGUUUAUCUCAUUGAAGACACAAGAACGUCCAGAGACAAACUGUAUAAACCUUACAGACAGAAAGUGAACUCAAAGUCUGACAGUGAAGCUCUUCAAUCUAGAAUAACAGUAGCACAUUGGAACAAAGGCUCCUGCAAUUCCCCCCUUAAUGGAGUAUUGAACACCCGGAUCACUUCUGGAACACAUCACUUCUGCUCUGUUAAUAAAUAAAAAGAGGAAAUCUAAAGAGAAAGGAACCUGGACUUAGGAACAAUGUCCUGUUACAACAUCACUGAGAAAUAACAGAAAUAACUCCUGCGGCUUGAAAAAAGCUCUCUCACUUUUAUUCUGAAGAAACACUUACUAAGGCUUAUUAACUUCCUCCUGAGUAACUCUGACAGAUAGAAGUUCUUGUACUUGGACCACAGAUAGUCAGAAGUAAGCUAUCUGAUGACAUAGCAACUCAUGGUCUUUUUAUUUAGCAAAUUUAUCAUUUAUUCUGUAUAUCAGGAUUGUAACAGUGCACUCAGAGCCCAGGACCUGAGCAAUUUAAAAGGUUUUAAUAAUUUUACUAAUGUUGUGUUUUAUUUCUUAUUAAUGAUCAUGAUAUUGUAACUUACUUACUGCUAAAUCAGAAAUCUUUCAUCAGAUCAAAAUGAAAUGUUC
This is a messenger RNA of Tachysurus fulvidraco (yellow catfish), 1693 nucleotides long. RefSeq lists its product as uncharacterized. The record is from RefSeq and is a predicted model, not a curated record. The coding region runs from base 413 to 1258 and encodes 281 amino acids. The transcript is spliced from 5 exons. Lineage: Eukaryota; Metazoa; Chordata; Actinopteri; Siluriformes; Bagridae.